This is a messenger RNA of Angiostrongylus costaricensis, 1335 nucleotides long. The record is from the annotation of a GenBank genome assembly. NCBI's taxonomy places the organism in Eukaryota, Metazoa, Nematoda, Chromadorea, Rhabditida, Metastrongylidae.
AUGGAUGCAUUCAAGAACUUUUUGAAGAAAAAGAAGGUCGAUAAGCAUUUUAAACGGACCGGACCAGGGCGAAAACUUGACUCAAGUGACGGUACUGCUCCUAGUAUAGUGACGGGCGCUAGUCAAGGUGGAGCAAUCGAUCGCAUUGCUGCAUCUGAUGUCGCUGCGCAGGCAGCUUUGAAACGCCUUUACAAAGCCGAACCACAGAUUAGCGGCAGUCAAAAAAAGAUUCAAAUGAUUGCACAGCGGGAGUUGGAGGAGGAGAGGCGUCGAAAAGAUGCUUGUAAUGCUCUUCAGGAGCUCAGUUUUGAGGAGAAAAGCAAAGCUGGUCCUGAAAUUCGGGAAUUCGAACAUGCGGAUGUUAUUAAAGGCGUGUAUUUCACUUGUGAAUUACUCGGGGAAGACGAGGCAUUGACGAAAGCUGAGCUGAUGCAAGCAAUUGAGGAGUUUCUUACCUCGCAGUUGUUAUGUGUUGAUGAAGACACUGUAGUUCCCGCCGUGCUUCUCCUCUAUUCAUUGAAUAAGAAACAACCGAAAGAGGUUGCCAUUGAAACUAUCGGAAAAUACCUCCAAAAUAUAAUUGAGUAUCCUAACGAGCCUAAGUACAGGAGAAUACGAUUGUCUAAUAAAGCAUAUCAGGAGCGUGUUGCCAGUGUGAAGGGCGGGCCUGAGUUUCUAAAGUCUGUUGGUUUCGAGGAAAGGUUAGAACCAUUAAAGCACGGCGAUCCGCCGGAGCCUUUCUUGGUUAUUUCUGAGGAAAAGGUCAACAAUACUGGUCGCCUUGUUGCUGCGCUUUCUCUGCUUCGAGACGGUCAAAGUGUGCCUAUCAAGGUGUCCCGUCAAACAGUGAUUUAUUUGCUUCGUGAGAAUGAGCGUAUUUACACACCUAAAUUGCCUAACGAUUUCUUCGACUUGACUGUUGAUGAUAUUCGUCGUGAACAACAAGUGAGGACAGAUGAUGUCGACAAAAUGCUUACCUUGCGUACUCGGGAGAUGAGGGAAAAAGACGCGAAACAGCGUCAGUAUUCCUAUAAAUACACUUUAGUACGUAUUCGCCUACCUGACAGAUACGUUCUUCAAGGCACCUUUGGUUGUUAUGAGCCGUUUUCAUCUGUGCAAGAGUUUGUUGCAGAGCACCUUUCGAAUGCUGCAUCUUUGUUUUCUCUUUGUGAUCCUGGAAGAGGUUCCGAACCUAUAGCGGAUCUAACAAAGAGCUUAGCAGAGUUAGGAUUGGCUCCUGCUGUGGUGCUUCAUCUAGAUUUUGAUGAACCCAUUGAUGGACCGAGCUUAGCUCAAAAGUAUAUUGACGCUGCUGUUCCUCUCACGACUAACUAA